Diabrotica virgifera virgifera (western corn rootworm) is the source of this 17766-nucleotide messenger RNA. It is a transcript of the gene RanBPM, whose product is annotated as ran-binding protein 9. The transcript has 10 exons. NCBI's taxonomy places the organism in Eukaryota, Metazoa, Arthropoda, Insecta, Coleoptera, Chrysomelidae. Gene Ontology annotation, molecular function: protein binding. Gene Ontology annotation, biological process: cytoskeleton organization; cell surface receptor signaling pathway. Bases 40 to 1794 code for a protein of 584 amino acids. Gene Ontology annotation, cellular component: cytoplasm. The record is from RefSeq and is a predicted model, not a curated record.
AAAAUUUGCCAGAGUGGGGAAAGGAAAGGGUAUUUAGAAAUGGCGGACGUAUGUAGUGGUCAAAGUGUGAUGGAUUUGCAAACAGAAAUGCAAAACAGUGCAGUGGAUCGUUUAAAAAGACUUUAUCCUGCAGUCAAUGAAGAAAAGACUCCUCUCCCAAGAGCAUGGAGCACUAAGGAUAAAUACACAUAUAUUGGGCUAUCCCAAACCAAUUUGCGUGUGCAUUAUAAAGGUCAUGGCAAAACUCACAAAGAUGCUGCGAGUGUUCAAGCUACCCAUCCAAUACCAGCAUCUUGUGGUCUGUAUUAUUUUGAAGUAAAGAUUGUGAGCAAAGGUCGAGAUGGAUAUAUGGGUAUUGGCUUGUCAGCUCAAGGAGUUAACAUGAAUCGUUUGCCAGGAUGGGAUAAACAAUCCUAUGGGUAUCACGGUGACGAUGGUCAUUCAUUCUGUUCAUCCGGAACGGGACAGCCAUAUGGACCAACAUUUACAACGGGUGAUGUUAUUGGUUGCGGAGUAAAUUUGAUCGACAGCACUUGUUUUUACACUAAAAAUGGGCAUUACCUUGGCACUGCCUUCAGAGACCUUCCGCCUAAUUUAUAUCCGACCGUUGGUUUGCAAACUCCAGGUGAAGUUGUAGAUGCGAAUUUUGGACAAGAACCUUUCGUUUUCGAUAUCGAAGAUAUGAUGAGAGAAUUGAGAUCACGAACCAGAAUCGAAAUAAACGAUUUUCCCGUGCCAGAAAGUCAAGGAGAGUGGCAAGCCACAUUAAACAAAAUGGUAUCCACGUAUCUUGUGCAUCAUGGAUAUUGUAAUACAGCAGAAGCUUUUGCCCAUAUUACUGAACAGCCAUUCAAUGAAGAUAUAGGAUCUAUCAAGAACAGACAAAAAAUCCUGAAGUUGGUACUGGCUGGUCGAAUGGGCGAAGCGAUCGAGAAAACUAGUCGAUUGUAUCCGGGCCUUUUAGAAAACAACCAGAAUUUGUUGUUUAUGCUCAAAUGCCGUCAGUUCGUGGAGAUGGUAAAUGGAUCUGACAUAGAAAUAUGCCACAAGAAAACUAGCGUAUGUGGUUUGUCGCCAAACAGUCAACAAAUGUCCGUAAUACAAUCUACUAAAUGUUUAAAGAAUAAGAGUGGUUCACAAGAAUCCAUUGAUGAAAUGAAUAGAAAUAACACUGCCAGAAACGGUAGCAACUGUACCAAUGAUUCGCCAAUAAUCAGCACGGAUGAUUGCGAAAUGGAAGAAAUGGACGCAUCCGACGAAGUACAGAACGGACAUGGAGAAUCUUGUAUCAACGGUAAAAGUAGCACAUCUAGUAAUAACGGAUAUCAAAAUGGUAACAGUAGUAAUAAUAUUGACGAGGCACCAGAAAUUCUUACUACCUGCUGUGAUAACGAAGAAGAAGAUAUGGAUGUAGACGUACCGUGUCGUAAAAGUAAUACAAAACAAUCUGUAGAAAGGAUAUUAGAUUUUGGCAGAGAAUUAUACAGUAUGAGUCAGAGGUUAAAAAUCGAUAAAAGUAGUAAUAAUAUCAACGAAAAAAUGCUGGAAGACGCAUUUAGUUUAUUAGCAUAUUCAAAUCCUUGGGCUAGUCCCGUUGGAUGGCAAUUAGAACCCACACAGAGGGAAUCAGUAUGUGCAUCUUUAAAUUCUGCAAUUUUAGAAUCAAAUAGUAAACCAAGAAAACCUCCUCUAGAGGUCGCGAUGGCACAUGCCCAAGAACUGGUACGGCUGAUGUCGUCGUCGGGUCUCGGUUCGUGUGCCUUCGCAUCCCUCAUCGACAUACUCGAUCAGUGAUCGUUGUUUUUGCACCCCCACCUUACCCCGCAGAUGCAGGUGACGCACUAACUGCCGUUCUCUAUUCCACAAGCAUGGUCCAGAAUCGGCGAACUCAAUCGCUAGCGUAAGUUCGCUUGCCGCAAGAGGAACAGGUACUUACUCUCCAAGUUCUUUUUAAUUUUGUGAAUUUUUAAAUGUCAGUGUGUAUAUUUCUCAAAUGGAAAAGGCGGUAGACCGGUGGAAAAGAACGGAUUGUGUUCUCUCAAAAGCCAUUAAAGACGUUACGUGAUAAUUAACAAUAAAUUGAAUACAAAAAAUUACUAGGGUCAUUCGUAAUAUAAGGUUCCGUAUGCCGCCUGAGAAAUAGCGCGACGUAGUGAGAGAAAUCUGGCAACACUGCCUUAGACAUCAACUCUCCCUCUCUUUCACCCCACCACUUUCUCCUCUUCGAAGGCUGUUAGGCCGACACUGGGUAAUGCAGCGAGGCAAAAGUGAGGUAAGAGAGAGGGAGAAUUGAUGUGUAAGGCAGUGUUGCCAGAUUUCUGCCAGUACGUUGUAGUCUUUCUCAGCAGCAUAGGAAACCUUAUUUUAUGAAUGAUUCUAGUACACUGGGGUGCAAAAUUAACCGGACACCUUAAAAAUGGGUCAUUUUUUGAUGUCUCGAAUUUUCUAAACCUGUUAUCCGAUUUAAGUGAUUUUUUAUUAUGUUAUAGCCUUAUUUUUUAACAAUAUCGCUGUAAUAAUAUUGAUGCUAAACAGGUAAAUUUUCAUUGUAUACCGGGUGUACCAAUCAAACUGUGUUUUUUUUUCUAAAAGUUCGGAACACCCUGUGGAAUAUUCUAGCAAAUAUAAAAUACUCAAAUUAAAACUCAACUAUAGCCUCAUGUUUUCUCAACAUUUUGUUUUUUGAUUCAUUCGCUUACAUGAGAUCAUAAAAAGUUGGUACUUUUAACAACUAGCCAUGUUUUUCAUCAAUACAGUGUGUUUUUAAAUAAGUAUGACACACCUUAAGGGAUAAUUCUACAUGAAAAAAUAAUGACAGUUUGCUUUAUAAACCUAUGCCGGCAAAUGCUUCGUUUCUGAGAUACAGGGUGUUGAAAUUUCUCUUACAAACUGAAGAUUUAUUUAUUGCUUUAAAACCGGUUGAGAUAUGCAAAUGAAAAUUGGUGGGUUUUAAGACGUAGUUACUGUACAUUUUUUGACGUACAAGCAGGAAUUAAAUAUUCACCAUUGGCGCGCAUACGGGUAAUAUGACGGCUCAUAUUACUCGUAUGGGCGCCAAUGGUGAAUAUUAAUUUCUUACUUGUAUGUCAAAAAAUGUACAAUAACUACGUCUUAAAACCCACCAAAUUUCAUUUGCAUAUCUCAACCGGUUUUUAAGCAAUAAAUAAAUCUUCAGUUUGUAAGAAAAAUUUCAACGCCCUCUAUCUCAGAAACGAAGCAUUUGCGGACACCGUUUAUAAAGCAAUCUAUCAUUAAUUUUCAUGCAGAAUUACCCCUUAAGGUGUGUCAUACUUAUUUAAAAACACACUGUAUGGAUGAAAAACAUGGCUAGUUGUUAAAGUACCUAACUUUUUUAUGAUCUCAUGUAAGCGAAUGAAUCAAAAAACAAAAUGUUGAGAAAACAUGAGGCUAUAGUUGGAUUUUAAUUUUAGUAUUUUAUAAAUGCUAGAAUAUUCCACAGGGUGACGCGAACUUUGAGAAAAUAACACAGUUUGAUUGGUACACCCGGUAUACAAUGAAAAUUUAACUGUUUAGCAAUAAUACUCGUACAGCGAUAUUGUUAAAGAAUAAGGCUAUAUAAUUAUAAUAUAUUAAAAAAAUCACUUAAAUCGGACAACAGGUUCAAGAAAUUCGAGACAUCAAAUAUGACCAAUUUUUAAGGUGUCCGGUUAAUUUUGCACCCCAGUGUAUAUAACCAAGACGAUAAUAAUUGUAAAUUCACCAUUGUUACUGAAUUAUGGUCCGAAACAGACCUGAGAAUUGAUUUAAUUAUUGUUUAAGUUUUCAUUGUGGCAGCAUUCCUAGCUCGAAUCAGAAUAAGAAAACGUAAUAUUUUUUGUGAAAUACAGUACCUGAAAUUGUAUAUUGGUAAUUGAUUAUUAUUAUUUAAGUUGUAUUAGGUUGAUGUAAUUUUAGUACUAUAGUGUUUCUGUGACAAAUAUAUAAUCCAGUCAGUAAUAUAUGUUGUAAAAAAAUAAUUUAAAUUAAUCAUAUUGGGUUCCCGUUUCUUACAAAUAUUGUUUUUAAGUAUUUUGUGACAGACUGUAUAUUUCCACAAAGAUUUUCUAUGUCAAGUGGGGGUGUGCCAGCAUGUAGAUGUAAUCAAAAUCACAUGUGGACUUUUACCAAGAAGUUGCGUAGUUCCAUUCAAUCUAAUAUUUGUCUACCUGACUGCCUUUUCCAAAGUAAUAUUAAAGGGGAGACAGCCCAUCUCACUGUCUUAAACCGUUAUUAAUAUCAAGGAACGUAGAGAUUUCUUCUUAUGUGUGUGUGUGUGUGUGAGAGAGAGAGAGAGAGAGAGAGAGAGAGAGAGAGAGAGAGAGAGAGAGAGAGAGAGAGAGAGAGAGAGAGAGAGAGAAGAUGGCUUGGAAGCAGGUCAUUUAGCUACAGGUUUUUAUUGUUUUUUUUUUACCGUGAUCUAGUAGUUUUGUUAUAUCUAUAACUAAUCUAUAACUACUGUUUUAUUUAAAUGACAAUAUUUAUUUCUUUCAAAUAGUCAAUCAGUAAGUUUUAUUAUUCUUAUUUCAUCGAAUCUUAGUAAAUACUCUAUACUAAUUGGAAAAUGCAUUCGUGCUUUUUGUAGGCUGUGAAACUGAAGUUGUUGAUGUAAAGAAAAAUAAAAAUUUUGCCUUGAAAUGUUGUUCCAUUGUUUUUCCCAUAUUUUAAUAUUCUACCUUUAACGUCAUUUCAUCAAUCGAUAAAAUCUGAGUUGAGUUUUCUUCUUAAAUUCUAACGCAGGAGCUUACGUUUUGCAUUAUAUGGUCAGUUUGUCAAUGUAUGACUUACGUUUAAAAUCUCGUUAUAAAGUUGAUUUGAUCGUGUAGUUUAAGGUAUCCUACAAGCAGCACUUCGCAGCCUUCUCUGUCUCUCUAUGAUUUUAAUAAUUCGUUGUUCUCAUUCUUAUGUUUCAAGCCAAUUUGCUUUAUUAUUGGUGUCGUUUGUAUCACCUCCUUGGAUCGUAUUUGUACAUAUUAUUAUAUCUGCAACUUAUUAAUCGGGUAAAAUUGCAGAUAUCUGCGUAUAAUAUAUUUUCCCUCUAUCUACUACACUUUUGUUAGUGCCCCACUUAUUUACCUCAAUUUUUGUACGCCUCUUUAACAUGAAUGUAUGUGGUUAAGAAGAAAGUAUAUUAUUUAUUAACUACAAUUGGUUAGAAAUGUUUUAAAUUAAUUUAUUAUACAGGGCAUAUAUUAAGGACUCAAUAUACUAAAAUAUUAAAUAUGUCAUCUGAAAGUUGUAAUUAUCGAUUAAUUUUUUUAGUAUCAGUAUGAAUUAUUGGCUUUUGAGAUGACUUCGUUCUUUUCGAUAGGUGUUUUAGUGUAGAGUCUAGGAUUGUUUGUCACUUGGUAUAGGAUACAGAGAGCAAUGAUUUUUCACUUCACCUCACAUCUUUGCAUAUUUAUAAAAAGCACCAAGUUCUGACAUUCCGAGUCAAAUUGUUAUCAUAUAGCAAUAGCAACAGUUCGGGACUGUAAUACGUAGUUCGGAAUCUGCUAAUAAAAUUUUUAGAUACAGGGUGGCCUACCUUAUAGAAUCAAUAUAAAAUUAAAUUAAACAUUAUGUGGUUUAUUUUAAUUUUUAAAUCUGCUGAAAACAUAGCAUUUUGCUAAAUUUUUUCAAAAUCUUAUUUUAAGACUUGUUGGUUUAUUUUUUUAUCCGCAGAUGAGUAAUUACUCUAGAUUCAUUUUUCGAAAUCAUUAAAAUGUUGUCACAAGUUUCUCCACAGUACCGUAAGACCAAGUGUAUCAUGAAAUAAUAGACGCAAUGAAAAUAAAUGUGACGUGGGUUUUUCAAACCGUACAUUAGUCAAAAAGGGAUUUGUUUCCUAUCUUACUACAAUAGUUUGAUACGAAAAUGUGACUGGUAGUUCCUUCAGAACAACAGACCCUGUAAAACACAGGUUAAAAUAAAAUAAAUGUAUUCUUGUUAUUCGUAUACAAAGUAAAAUAAAAAUGAUAAAAUAAAACAAUAUCCCGGCUUUGCUCCGCCCCCGUAGGGCUCCCUUGGCGAACGUCUGUAAAAGAAAAAUAAAAUUGUAUUUAUGUGCAAUUACGCACAUACUCACACUUCAAUCCAGUGGUAGCAACCGUUCACUACACGGUUACACGGAUUUUGUUUAGUUACGAGCGAAGCAUCUCUUCACUACAGAGUUCUUUCGCCCAGAUUGCCUUACCAGUUCAGUACACUAGUUAGGCAGGGAGCCUAGAGCUUAACGCCGCAAGACUGACUGUUCUUCCUCGCUCGGCUCUCUUAAAUACCAUUUCGGCGGCCCCUCACCUGCUUCCAUCGGUAGUGGAGGGAGUCUAGUGGGAGUGCGUUGGAAGUGAUGCGCGCUCGGUUCCUUGCCGGUUGUCCGCUAGAGGCCCAUCAUGACGAGGAUAAUAGUAAAAAAAAUCUAAACGUGGUGGGAGACGGAGAUGGUCUAAACGUGGUUAACUCGCGUGUUGAAGAGACUACUAUUUAGAUCCAUAAACUUCUGUAAUAGUUAAUUAAAACGUUUUUAUAUACUUCAUUUGUUCUUUGUCUCUUUGUCACUUUGUCCGGGAAAAAUCUUCUAAGUAAUCGAUUUUAAACAUACCUACUUCCCGACUAGCUAGAGAUCUGAAAUUUUUAGAAUAACUCAGAACUCGAUGACAAUGCAAUAUUCUACAGCUUUUACAUGGAGGCAUUGAGUUUUAUUAUUCCAAAAAAUCAUAGUUAUUUUAAUACUGUUGCACUAGAACUUAUAUGCCAAGUAUUUAUCUCCAUACCACCAAUCCAAUAUGGUCUAGUGGCUAGGAUACCUGGCUUUCACCCAAGAGGCAGAAAUCCUUUUAUUUUUACAAUUGACAUUUUGAUUUGAUAAAUAAUUGUUUUUAUAAUACUUUUUUAUAUUGUGUCCUAUAAAUAACAAAAAUGUGGUGUUAUAAAAAUUCUUUUUUAUAAAAGUGUAAUUAUUAUAUUGUAAUGUUUAUUUCGAGAUUCCUAUUAAUACUUAGGUAUAUUUAAAUAAAUAAAAACACUGAAUUUAUAUUCUUUAAUUACAAACUAAUUUAAAAAUGUAUACAAAAAUCAAACAUACUAAUUCCACUACCUAAAAUAUAAUUUUUUUCAAUAUUACAAAGUUUAAUUUAUUAUUUAACCCGAUCGCGUACAACCACACUGAAUUCGUCCCAACUUAAAUGGGUAUUUAUAUAGACUACUAUCGUGUUCUCGAAUCCCAUGGAUGAUUUCUACCGAUUGCCAGAAAAUUCACGAUGAAAGAAUACAGCUACUAGGGAGUAGCAGUUAUUUCAGAUUGUAAACAGCCUGUGGAAUAGAAAAGAACAUAUCGAUUAAUCUCGAAAGAAAUGUUGUUUGUUUACCUGCUUCCGGUCCUCCUACUAUCCCAGGUAGAAAAGAAAAAAGAAAAUUCGGCAAGGUAAUAUUUUCGCCGCUUGGGGUCAAUGAAUGGCUAGGUACACAAUAAUAUCAUUAGCUGUAUUCGCUCUGCAAUCUCGAACUUACCCACAGAGAGAACGCCUACGCAUUACAAAAUUGGACGUUCAAUAUGGUCGAAUUUUUCCCUCUGAACACCUAAAGCGCAGGCGAUCUCCCUCUGGGUAAGUUCAGGAUACGUUCGGGACAUGCAGCGCGAAUACAGCUAUUGCCUAUUUAUGUUUAUUCGCUAUGUGCAAGUACUUGGAGGGAAUAUGAGAAACGAUCGUGCGCAAAUAUCGGAGAAAUCUUGGAACUUUCUUAAAUAAUUCAUAUUGUCAAUUGAAAUUGUCAAAUUGACGUAUAUUUCACCCUGCCUACUGUCAUUGAAGAAGAAAAAUUAUAUGUUGCUCCAUAACCAGGACUAAUAUAAUUGGCCAAUACAAUUAAAAGUGCUAAAAAAUGUUGCUGAGCUAUGAAACCAGGUGUCGCUUUUCCUAACUUGCACGAUCCCAAUAACCGUUGUGUCUAUUAUAUUUAUUUUCAAGAAGCGUUAAAGGUAUUGGAAACUAUUAAGUGUUAGAUUGUUAAAUGUUCAGGACGUAGCGGAAGGUCAUUGCUCUCGUUUAAAAUUUUGGAAUUUAUAUCUUGAUGGUGGUUUCGUGAAGAUUUGAUAAAUAUAGUGGAGUUGCACUUACCAAAUAAAGAUUUAAGAUUGUUAUGUUAAUAUAGCGGCUUACAUUAUAUCGGAUGUAGAUGGAAUGAAAAAAAUAAAGAGAGAUUAGAAAUUACUGUAAAAGAUUCUAUAACUAUAGACCGAUAAGUGAAUGCAAAAUCGUUUGGUUUUUAUACUAACUAAACCUGGUUAUUUAUUUAAUAAAAAACUGGUUGUAUGAAAAAACAAUUGAUUUGAUCUAUCCACAUUAGAUCUUGCUAUUUUUUCGAAGCGUAAUUUGGAAAUGUUUAGCUUAAGUUGUACUUCAAAUAUAAGAGUCCUUAUAAACCAGCUUGAUGCAUUUCGCAUUUGAUUUUUUUUAUUAUAUUCGGUUUCACAAUGUAUUUCAAAAAAUUGUGAACGCCAUAAUGAACGGUAUUAGUAUCAAGUGAUAUUUCAAAAAUUCAUUUUAUAUUAAUUUCCAUUCCCAUCAUGGCAAUCUUUAACUUAUCUGCAUCAACGCGAAAAAGCUGCGCGGAUGUUGUGUUAAAUCAGGUUCUGACGUUCUUCAACCAGGAUGUUCUUCUUCUUCCUGGACCUUGCUUUCCAAAUAUUUUUCGAGUGUUGUAACUUUCGAGAUUUCAUGGUAGUCUUUCUUCUGAGGACCUCCUCAUUUGCCACUCGAUUAGUCCACGGGCUUUUAAGUGUUCUCCAAUAUAGCCACAUCUCAAAUGCUUCCACUUUUCUGCACAUAUCUUCGUUCCGGGUCCACGAUUCAACGCUAAAAUAAAGGACAGAGAAGACGUAGCAUCACAGCAUUCUUAUUUUUAUGCCAAGUGGCUCUUGAAGAAGGCUCCCAUCCGGUUGAAGGUGAAUCUAGCUUUUUCCAUACGUGCUCUUAUCUCUUGGUUGUUGGUCAAUUCUUCAUUAAAUUAAUAAUGGUGCCGAGGUAGUUGUAGUGAGACAUUCUUUCUACAGGAGUUUGGUUGACCUCCUGUUAUCUUUUUCGUGCUAAUGAUCAUAAGCUUUGUUCAUAAGGGAUUGCAGGUCCUCUAGGUUGUCCGCAAAUACUAUGGUAUUAUCUGCAUAUCCGAUAUUGAUCAGCCGGUACCUGUUUACUAGAAUAACUUUUUCAGUUUCGUACAAAGCUUUGAUAAAAAUUCUUUCAAAGUAGAUAUUGACGAUUAGAGGGACAAUCUAAUUGUAAUAAGUUGACUAUAUACGUGGAUACUUUUGGUACCUAACUGCUAUUAUUAUCACAGUUAUCCUAUUAUCUGCGCCAUAAACCACUUUUAAUAAUUAUUAGUCACUUCACUUGAAUUUAACAGUAUUCAUUCUGAAGGUACUAAUUCUAAAAUAUACCUAUUUCAAAGUGCCCUUGCAAUGAUAAACGAGAAAAAUCUGGCUUUAAUAAUGGUCUUAUUCAAUUCUUAUUUUCCCGUCAUUCUCGUACGCUGGCUUACACAUCAGACUUAUUUCCAGCCAAUUCUGUAAUAAAACUGAUCAUGUCGUGUGUACACCUGCAGUGAUAAAAGCAUACAACCCUGUCUCGUCCAAAUUUAAGAUUAAUUUGGAAUUAUAAAACGGCAAAAUUUUAGUUAUCCAUAUAAAAAAUAAUUACGAAACAAUACUAAAUCAGUGUUGGUUCUCUUUGCCAAAAAAACUUUUAUAUCUUUACGAUUUUGCAGUCACUACUGGGAUUAAUUCUUUAGUGUAGAAGAGAUUCAUGAUGGAAAAAGUCUAUUUUAUUAUAUUAUACUUAAUUUUUAUAAACUUAAAAUCAUGAUAAUUAUUGUAAUUGUUAAUUGUAAUUUUACUGCUCCAUUGUUCAGAAUUUAUUUUAAUCUCAAUGAAAUUUGCUUAUAUGCAUUAAAAGGUUUUUAUUUUUAUACAGAGUGAACCAAAACUUAGUUACAUUUGAACCGAUGAUAUAAAGUCUUUUAACGGAUCAUGCCACUCAUAAUUCUCCAACAUACUGUUGUUUUUUGACAAAUGUCUAUCUGUCUAACAUUUACUUGUAUUAGAUAGUAUUUUAGCGCCACCAACUGAUAAGGAAUCAAAUUUACCAAAAUAGGCCACAAUUUAAGUUUAAAAUUAAAUUUAUUUGACGUUUCGACUUUCACUUCGAAAAUCGUUAUCAAAAUACAAAACACUAAUAAAUCAAACACAUUUUGUUUUUGUUGCUUUGUCUUUAUCUUCCAAUAAAGUCGUCCCAGGAACGCAACUCAUGAAUAUUGGCAAUAUCGUUUUUAAGUCAUCUACUUUAAAAUGUAUCUAUGAAUGUCUGAAUUGUCAAUAUGCGUGAGUCAGAUAAAAUUAAAUUAUUAGAAGAAUUUUUUUACCAAGCAGCAAAAAAAUUGUUUAAUUUAUUAUUUUGAUAAUGAUCUCCGAAGUGGAAGUCGAAACGUCAAAUAAAUUUAAUUUCAAAUUUAAAUUGUAGCUUUAUUCCCAGAUAAGAUAGUAAAAAGGAAUAAUAGAAACAAAAGAGAUAUUUUAAGCAGAAUAACCGAAUAGUCAGAAUAUGUUGAAACAGAUCACCAAUAGAGCGAAGAGCAUCGAGUGAUCUAAAAUACGAUGGUGUGACUAUUUAGAAAUUUAAAUGUGCAAAAUGACGAAUAUAAAAAUAAUAAAUAAAUAUCUGAAGAUUUAAUAUUCAUGAAGAUUUAAUAUUAUACUAGUUCAUACAGUUACAAUUUCCAAACCCCCUCUGUGGCUCAGUGGUAAGAGAGGGAGGAGGCACCGCAGACGUUCAGGUACAAUUAGCGUCUGUAAAGACAAUGCAGUCGAACUUUACUAAGCAACAAGACAUUUACUCAACACACACACUACACAUUACACUAUCUGAUUGUGAAAGCAACAGUACCAUGCCAAUGGCCAUUGGUUGUCGAGGCAUUAAGCUAAAUAAAAAUAAAUACGAUCAAAUAACAAGAGAAAUACACAGGUCCAACAGAAUUUAAAUUUGUUUAAUUUUAAAACAACUGUUAUUCAAAGGUGUUAUGUUUUAUGUGAUUACUCAAGACGUUUAUGUUCAUCGUCAAUCUAACUUCCCACGCAUUAUAUUUGUCAAGGUCUAUACAGUUGGGUAACUUAGUUUUGAGUCGCUCUGUAUUUUGUUUGCGGUUGUAAGUACGUUUUUGAAUUGCCUCUUGUGAUCCAAUGGUUUGAACAUUGUGAUAAAUCUCACCAGAGAGAGGAAGUUAGGUGUUAUAACAUUUAAUAUUUGCUAUUCAACUUUGUACAUUACCGGUCUCUUAAACAGAUAUUGGUGAAAUAUUUUGGUUUCUGUUUAUUUUUCUACUACAUCCAAAACUUUACUAUUGCGUUUUUAUGAUUUUAUUUUUACCAAACAAAAUUUGAGGUAAUAUCAACAGCAAUAAAGAAUACAUAUUAGGAGUACAAAUGAGAUAAUAAGAGAAAAGUGAAAGACGACAAUUGUAGAAGGAGUGAGUAAAGGAAUAAAUAAGUGUAUUAUUAAUCAUACAGAACAAGUAAAAACUUCGUUUGUUCAAUGGUAUAAAAAGUUUAUUAAAAAACUAUUAAAAAGUCAUCCCAAAGGAUUCGCAAAAGGUUUUCGAUCUAGAUCAGAUCAUCUUCAAUGCGUUCUGCUUAGUAGAUGAAACUAGCAACCUUAUAAAAUAGGGCUUUUCAUCGAUUGUCAUUUGUUUCGAGCUUCUGUCAAAUGUCGUAUAAUCCGUGUAUAAUAAAAAAUAUACACGGAUUAUACAACAUAUGACAAAAGCUCGAAACAAAUGACUGAAUGAAAAGCCCUAUAGGUGACAUCGAGAAAUAUGAUUUACAUGUUGAAAAUCUGAUGUUAGUAGCGACUCUAAGUCGAUGUUAAAAGAUAAAUUUAGUGCUCAAAGGGCAACAUGAUUCACUGCUCGAUAAGAACUACACGUUCAGCAGUGAAUUAUGUUGCCCUUUGAGCCCUAAAUUUAUCUUUUAACCUCGACUUAGAGUCGCUACUAACAUCAGAUUUUCAACAUGUAAAUCAUAUUUCUCGAUGUCACCUAUUUUAUAAGGUUGCUAGUUUCAUCUACUAAGCAGAACGCACUGAAGAUGAUCUGAUUUAGAUCGAAAACGUUUUGCGAAUCCUUUAGGAUGACUUUUUAAUAGUUUUUUUAAUAAACUUUUUAUACCAUUGUACAAACGAAGUUUUUACUUCUGUAUGAUUUUUAAUUAUGGUAUAAGCCAACUACUGGGAUUUUCCCAUUGAUUUUGUUUAAGUUUAUUAUUAUUAUUAUCCCCGCUAUUUAUAGCGUUCUUCGCCUUCCGGUUAUCAGUUUCCAGCUUCGUCGGUCAUUCCAUUCGCCAUGGUGAAGAUUCCUUUCCGACAUCGCCAUCUGAAUGCCGCCUAGCUAGGAUUGUUUCAGCCUUCCUCUCUUCCUUCUUUCCCUUGGCGUCCAUUUUAGAAUUUGUUUUGGCAGUCUGUCGUCGUCCAUUCUUUCUACAUGACCAUACCAGAUCAGUUGUCUCCUUUGAAUUUCGUCUAUGAUGGUUGAUUUGACUCCCAUUAUAUUUCUGAUUUGGUUAUUUUGUAUUCUUUCAAGCCUUGAUUUUAUAGCCAAUCUUCUCCAGAAAUCCAUUUCCAAUGCAAGUAGGCGUCGUUCCAGGAAUUUAGUAAGCUGCCACGUUUCGCAUCCAUAGAGCACUAUACUUUUAAAGAUGGAGUUAAAGAUGAGAUGUUUUCUUUGAUUAGAUAGUUCUUUUGACCAUAGCAUGGAGUUUAGGCAUCCAAUCACCCUUUUUCCUUUCACGAUCCUUUGCUCUAUCUCUUUUUCGGUGCGCCCACUCUUGUUGAUUGUUGUUCCCAAAUAUACAAUAUAUUCCUCACAGUUCUUGAUUGUUUCUUGUUCGUUAACUAUUAGAUCUUGUACUUCAGUCCCGAUGCAUAAGUAUUAGCUAGAAUGUCGGAUAACAGAUGGACACAGCGAAUAAUACAGUGGAGUCUAAGACAAUAAGCACAUCAGAGUAGAGGUUGUCCGCCAACAAGAUGGUUUGAUGACAUAAAAAUUGAAUGCAAACAGCACACAACAGGAAUAAAUGGAACAGAUUGAGGGAGACCUAUAUCCAGCAGUGGAUAGAUCCGUGUUGAAUGAUGAUGAUGAUGACAUGCAAAUACCCUUCCUAAAACCAACAUUUUGCAUGCUUCAAUUUUAUUUACUGAUUUUACUUUUAUUGACCAUGUCUCUGUACCACACAAUAAUAUUGGCCACACCUAAACCAUAUGAACUCUAAAAUUUAAAGACAUCUCUGCAACAAAAGCUGCCUUAUAGUCCAUGUGGUGAGACCGCUCCCAUCUGGAAAAAUUUCUGACUCGGUUUCUUUGUGGAUUCCUAUUCAAAAAUGUCCCCUUUAAAAAAGUCUGAAGGGUGCCGGGCGGAAUUUUUGGGCAGAAAUUGUUACAAUUUUUUUAAACAAAUACAAAAGAUCACGUUUUUUGCUUCGGAGUAUACAGGGCGAGGCAGAUAAAGGGCCUAUUAGAAAUAUCUCGAGAACUAAAGGUAACAGACCCAUGAAAAUUGGCACGAAGGGGUUUUGAAGAGUGAUCUAUUUAAUGAAAAUAUUCUUAUCUAUUUGCUCCUUCCGGUUAUACCGGAAGUUGCCUAUAACUUCGUUUUUUUAAAUGGGACACCCUAUAUAUUUUUACAUUUUUGGAUUCUACUCGAAGUCUUAUUUCUUAAAAUAUGAGGUUUUGAAUUGUUAUACAGGGUAGUUUAAAAGAUAAUUAAGUUCUUUUAUUAAUUUCGUAGCAAUUUUCACACCCUGUAGAAUUAAAGUAGUUUGACAUAAAAAACUUCAUUUAUGUUCAAAUGAUUUUUAAUAUAGUCUAAUAUUGUCAGAAAUUAUUAGUAUAGCUAAUUGUUGAAUUUUAGUAUACAGGGUUGGUCGAAACUCGGAAUGAGUAUUUUCCGAGUUUUCUUAAAUGGAACACCCUGUAUUUUAGUAUUGUAUUGAAAUGAUAUUUUAUGGUACUUUUUUAUUUCUUAAGCAUUCCCUAUACCUAACUGCUUUAAUUUGUGCUUAAUUGUUAAUCGCACCAAGAAUCUUAACUACGUAAGUAUUUUGAUAGCUCAACCAUUAUUGGAAAUUUUAACGAUCGGUCUAGAUAAAUAUGUAUUUAUUUCCGAAAAAUUAUUUGUGACUGAAUAUUUUCAAGGCCAACCUAAUAAAAUUUCACGUAUUUUUUGUUGCAAUUAAUGUUUGGCUUGAAUCACCAAUAACUCACAAAUUAAAGCAGUUAGGUAUAGGGAAUGCUUAUAAAAUGAAAAAGUACCAUAAAAUAUCAUUUCAUUACAAUACUAAAAUACAGGGUGUUCCAUUUAAGAAAACUCAGAAAAUAUUCAUUCCGUGUUUUGACGAACCCUGUAUACUAAAAUUCAAUAUAUAGCUAUACUAAUAAUGUUUAACAAUAGUAGACUAUAUUAAAAAUCAUAUGAACGUAAAUAGAGUUUUUGAUGUCAAAGUACUAUAAUUCUACAGGGUGUGAAAUCUGCUACGAAAUUAAUAAAAACACGUAAUUAUCUUUUAAACUACCCUGUAUAAUAAUAUAAAACCUCAUAUAUUAAGAAAGGAGACAUCGAGGAAAAUCCAAAAAUGGAAAAAUAUACAGGGUGUCCCAUUUAAAAAAACGAAGUUGUGAGCAACUUCCGGUAUAACCGGAAGUAGAAAAUAGAUGAAAAUAUUUUCAUUAAAUAGAUCACUCUUCAAAACCCCUUCAUUCCAAUUUUCAUGAUUCUGUUGCCUUUAGUUCUCGAGAUAUUUCUAAUAGGCCCUUUAUCUGCCUCACCCUAUAUAUUUUUAAGUUUUGUGGGUCAUUCUAAAAAAGAAAGGUAUCUUGUAAAUUUUCUCAAAAAUUGAUAGUUUUCGAGUUAUAGGCGAUUUACAAUCUGAAAAAUGCGAAAAUACGCGUUUUCGAGGCCUAAAAAUUCAUAUUUACAUUAGUAUUUUUGAGGUUGCCAGAUACUUAAAUUGAAGUUUAAACAUUCAGCUUCAAGAUCCUGAAGAGUGGUUGCAUCUAACCUUAAUUUAUACGGUCGUUUUUUAAUUGUUAAAUAUGCAUGUCCAUCCGAUUUUUUUGACGGUGCGGCGCGCUCUAUUUCAAAAAUCUCCAAUUUUCUUCCGAAAGAUAUUUUUUCUAGAUUCUUUGGGAUAUUCUAAAUAAAAUGAGUUUCUUGACAUUUUUCUCAAAAGUUAAUAGUUUUAAGGGAUAAGCGAUUUAAAAUCCGAAAAUGCGUUUUUUUGGCAUUUUUCGGAUUUUAAAUCGCUUAUAACUUUAAAACUCUUAACUUUUGAGAAAAAUGUCAGGAAACUUAUUUUUUUUUUAGAAUAUCCCAAAGAAUCUAGAAAAUAUAUUUUUCGGAGGAAAAUAGGAGAUUUUUGAAAAAGAGCGCGCCGCACCGGCAAAAAAAUCGGAUAAACAAGCAUAUUUAACAAUUAAAAAACAACGGUAUAAAUUAAGGCUAGACGCGAUAACUCUUCAGAAGCUUGAAGCUGAAUGUUUAAUCUUCCAUAUAAGUAUCUGACAACCUCAAAAAUACUAAUUUAAAUAUGAGUUUUUAAGCCUCGAAAAUGCGUAUUUUUGCAUUUUUCAGAUUUUAAAUCGCCUAUAACUCGAAAACUAUCAAUUUUUAAGAAAAAUUACAAGAUACCUUUCUUGUUUGAAAUGACCCAAAAAACCUAAAAAUAUAUGUUCCAGGCAAUAAAACGUGAUCUUUUGUAUUUGUUUAAAAAAAUUGUUUAAACAAUUUCUGCCCAAAAAUUCCGCCCGGCACCCUUCAUUCAGAUUUGUUUAAAGGGGACAUUUUUGAAUAGGAAUGCACAAAGAAACCGAAUCAGACAUUUUUUCAGACGGGAGCGGUCUCACCACAUGGACUAUUAGCCAUUCCUACUUUUAUUUUAAUUUCCUCAUCACAAUCCCACUCAUCAAUGUACAGGGCUGAUUGACAGGGCAGGGCUCAUUGAUGACAAUAUAGAGCCCCGUCUGGCACCUUUCGGUAUUUGUACAUGCUCCUUUAAUCAUAAUAUAUUGAUUUUAAUUUCGGCCAUCUAUUUCCAAUAGAGGGAUUUAAUAUUCUGAAAGGUCUCUUUCAUCGACACUUUUGUAAUUUUAAUGGACAUAAGAAGACUAUGGCGUACAUUAUCGAAAGCCUUUUGGUAGUCGAUAAAAUGAUCUGUUUUGCCUUUUGGUAGUCGAUCGUGGCACGUUCUUGUCUCAGGGUCGAAGAUUCACAUCCGUAGGUCAAUAUAGGGAAUAUUAAACAGUUGAUCAACCUUAUCUUUAACGCUUUUUUGACAGUACUUCCAUAUUUUGGUCAAUUUUGCUGUGGCAACUUUUGCUAGGAUCACAUCUACGUUUAAUCUCUUCCUGUAAUAACACUGUGUUUGUGAUCAAUGAUCCCAUAUGUAAGUAUGAGCUCACAACCUCAAACCGGUCGAAUGUUGUUAUAGUUGAAAGACUGAUGUGGUUAUGUUUGGAUGAUUGUUAUGUAGUCUAUCCACUAUCAUGCUCUUUGUCUUUGAUAAUUUUUAAUUGCAGACCAAAUAUUUGACUUCCGUUUUUGACCACCGUUAUAAGAUCAAUAAGAAUGCUAAGAGACUACGUAUUUAACACGCUAUUAUACGGUGUAGAGGCCUGGACUCUUAAACAGAACAACAUAAAAAAUAUUGAAAGUUUCGAGAUGUGGUGCUACCGUCGAAUGAUGUCGAAAGAAUCACAAAUCUUGAAGUAAUACGAAGUAUAGGAAGAGACCCAGAAAUUUUGUUAACAAUAAAACGAAGAAAACUCGAGUAUUUGGGUCACCUGAUGAGAAGAUAAAUACGCAUUACUUCAAAAUAUAAUGCAAGGAAAAUAGAAGGAAAACGGAAUCCAGGCCGUAGAAGAAUGUCAUGGUUGCGGAAUUUGAGAGAGUGGUUUGGCUGCACCACUAAUGAACUUUUUAGGUCAGCUGUAAACAAGGUCAGGGUAGCCUUGAUGAUUUCCAAUCUCCGAUAGGAGUGGCACAAGAAGAAGAAGAUAAGAUCAAUCGGCUCUGCUUGACUAUUUGCAAGAAGGGCUGUGUCAUCUGCGAAACGUAGGUUGUUUGUUUUAUGACCCUUUAUUGAGAUGCCAUUUUUCCAUCAUUCAAGUGCUCUUCUCAAAAUAUGCUAGAGUAUAAGAUAAGAACAGAAUAUUAUCUUGGUUUUAAACAUGUACAAUAAUUCAUAUUAUCUCAUUGGUUAAGUAAACUCCUACUCAAUGACAAUUGGUAUCACUAUUACGGGAUAUACUCCUCGAAAUUUUGUUUUAGACUCGAUUUUUCCGAGAGUUUUAGCACACUAUUUUUGAUUGAUUUAAAUUUACAUUUUGUUUUAAUAUAUUAUUAAUUAGUUAAAAUAUGAUAUAAAUAUUUUACAUAAAAUUGAACUCCGUGUGUAACGUUAGUACACUGCACUGGUUAUUAUAUUAUACAGUUCUAUAAUAUAAUAAUUAGGUUAUUGUUUUUUCUUUUUGAGACCAACGUUUAAUAAUUGAGUUGUACUAAGUUGAAUAGCAAAUAUUAAAUCAAGUUCAUGUACAAUUUUGUUUUUAAUUUGGGCGUUCUUAACAAAUCAUUUAUAAAUUAAUCUAGUGUAAUUAUUAUUUGACAUAGAUCUACCAUUUUUUUAGCAUGGUAUAUUUGUAAAUAAGUUAUAUACAUAUGUUAUGAUUUAUUCAAUAAAAUACUAAUAAUGUA